UCCUUGAAAGUAGUUGAAACCCUAGCUCAAAACUUUCUUCUUCCUUCCUCUCCGUCGUAGCUGCUACUAUACAGUUUUUCUUCUUUCCAACUAUGCAAUGUCUUAGAUCUUAUUCCUUUCAAGUUUCUAUCGAUUAUAACCUGUGGAAUCUUAAUUUGUUGAUAGUUUUCAUCUUUCCACCGAAGAGAGACAGCGGGAUCUUGCUUGCUGGUCUUCGUUUCCACUUUGUAGGGUGAAUAGGCUGAGUUGGAAGCUUUCAACGAAAAGGAUGGCCCUGAAAUUGAAGUUCUUUCAAUGCAUAGAAGCUUUGUUCAUCCGCUCAUGCAAAACGCACGUGUAAAACUUGGAUAAAGAGCAUUUAGUUUUUGCAACCAACAAACUCCUAUGGAUGGUGAAAAAGAGAUUAUAGAUGUUAAAGAUAGCAGCUCCACUCAGGGUGUUGAGCGCGAGGUCAUUGAUGUGGAUGUGGCUCAACAGUUGCAUAGUGAAGGUUUUAGUGGUACAUUUGUUCCAAUGAAAGUAAAUUCACGGAAAAAAAGGUGUACCGAAUUACUUGUCACUAAACAUGAAUUACAGACUAGUUAUGAAAUGCAAAGGAUAAAAUCUAAACGUUUUACAAUGUCAAGAGAGAACUGUGGACACCAGUUUAUAGGGCUUGAACUUCGAGGUUCCAUGCAUAAUGUUUCAGAUCAAGCUGGUUUUGAACCUGAAAGAGGUAAAUUUACAGAUUUCCGCCGUUUGAUUACCUAUGUUUGUUAACUUGAAAUUCAUCUCAUGAGCCGUCUUUAUCCCUCAUUGCUAAAAUGUUAAACUGUAUAUUUUUUUAUAUUAAUGACGCUUCAUUUUAUUGUAGUUGCCAGCUAUAAUUAUAGUAUGUCUUCGAAACCUAUAAUUUGAAUAUAACUUGUAUGUCAAAACGGAGAGUUGACGGUCAAUACGACUAUGAACAAAAUCAACUUAGAGCUGAUAAAGUUAUACAAAGGAAUGAACGUACUACAAAAUUUAGUUUGCUGAACAUUCCUACUAAAUCUCAUGUGCUUGUGCAGCCAACUAUUUGUGAACAUUGUGGUGCCAAAAAAUUUCAUAGAGAGAGUAAAGGGUUCUGUUGUUCCGAUGGGAAACUUAAAUUGCAUAUACAUAGUGUAUCUAAUGAAUUAUAUGAAUUAUUUACUUCAAGUUCAGUCGAAGCAUUGAAUAUCAAAAAAUUCGCAAGAACUUAUAACAACCAUUUUGCAUUUGGUGUCAAAUAUGACAAAGAUUUGUGUAAGAUUAAUAAAGGUAUUUAUACAUUUAGUGUCCAAGGACAAGUAUAUCAUUACAUAAACCAACUUUUACCAUCUAAUAAUAAUCCAACUUAUUUACAUUUAUACUUUUAUGAUACUGAAAAUGAAUUACCAAAUUGAUUGAAAAUUUCAGAUAAAUUUUGUGAAUCAACUUUACGAAUCUUAAUUGAUAUCCAAACGAUUAAUCCUUACUCUAAGUUCUUUCGUUCAUUGAGCAAUAUCGAUAGUUUGGAUACAUGUCGAAUAUAAGUGAGAUGUUAUCCUGGUCUAGACCAAAAAGUCUACAAAACACCAACAGUUUCACAAGUAGCUGCAGUUUGGGUUGAUAAUGAUCCAUCUACAGACAAUAGAAUUCAUGAUAUAUCGAUCUAUGGUCAUCCUGGCGCUUCACAUAGAGUGCAUUAUUAUUUUGGUUGUUAUGAUCCGCUUCAAUACCCAUUACUCUUUCCUUAUGGUGAGUCUGGAUUGCAUGAGGGUAUUCAAAGAUUGAAUAAGGAAAUGUUUCGUUCUUGUUCUGCACAAGAGGACCUUUUAAACAUCAAUAACAUAAAUUCUGCAAAUGAAUUGAUUGAAAGGGAGAAUCAAGGUUAAUAACUUCAGAACUAUUUUUGUAUUAAUUUAUCUUUCUUAAAAAUGUUCCUGUUUAAAUUUUUCCUUUCUGUUGUAGUUAUGGAGAGGGGAAAGAGACGAUCACAUGUAUCUUGUCAUGGGUAUUAUUGUUAUAGAUUAUAGGUUCAAAAUUCAAGCAAUUGUAUUUUUCUCCAUGCUGGUAGGCUUUUUUAACAAUAUGUUGUUGAUAUAUAUGUGAAAAUUGAAACUGUUAGACUAGAUUACUUUUACAAUAACCUAAAACAAAUACGGGCUGAACUUUAUCAUGGAAUUAUUGAUAAUGUUGAAAUAGGUGAAAGUAGAGGUUAUAAGAUCGGUCGAAAAAUUAUUUUACCGUCAUCAUUCAUAGGUAGACCUAGGGAUAAUAGAAAACGAUAUAUGGACGGAAUGGCGUUAGUUCAAAGAUAUGGUAAACCUGAUGUAUUUUUAACAAUAACUUGCAAUCCUAAUUGGCCAGAAAUAGAGCAAGAACUAAGGCAUAAUGAUGAAAAGCAAAAUAGACCAUAUUUGCUCACACGAAUAUUUAGAGCUAAAUUCGAGGAGCUAAAAAAUGAUCUGUUUAGAAGACAUAUUUUAGGUCCUAUUGUUGCAUACGUAUACGUAAUCGAAUUUCAAAAGAGAGGUUUAGCACAUGCUCAUUUUUUGUUGAUUUUUAAAUCUAGAUCAAAAGUUACUUCAGUUGAUUUAGUUGAUAAAAUUGUUUGUUGUAAGAUUCCAGAAAAAAAUCGUUACCCCCAUUUACAUCCUAUUGUUGUUAAACAUAUGUUGCACGGUCCUUCUGGAACACUAAAUCCGAAUAAUGUUUGUAUGGAAAAUAAUAAAAUAUUCAAAAAUAAAUAUCCAAGAGAAUAUGUUAUAACAACUUUACUUGGUGACAAUUCAUAUCCACAAUAUAGUUGUCGCAAUGAUGGUCAACAAGUUAAAGUCAGAGGACAUUUACUAGAUAAUAAAUGGGUUGUACCUUACAAUCCCUAUUUAACAGCUAAAUAUGAUCGUCAUAUCAACAUAAAAAUAUGUUCAACUGUUAAAGUUGUCAAAUAUUUAUAUAAAUAUGUUUAUAAAGGACAUGAUCGAAUAACUUUUUCCAUAAACGACAAUGAACAAGAUGUUGAUAUUGAUGAAAUUUCCAAAUAUCAAACUGUUAAGUGGAUUUCUCCACCUAAAGCGAUGUGGAGAAUUUAUGGAUUUAUGCUGUCUGAAAUGUCUCCAUCAGUUGUUUCACUACAAUUACAUCUUGAAGACCAUCAACUCAUUACAUAUAGAGAUACUGAUAAUUCGUAGGCAGUUAUUAGUAGAGAUCAUGCACGAAAAACAACAUUAACGGAAUUCUAUGGUACCAAUAUCACAUAUGAAAAAGCUAAGACACUUACAUAUAAAGAUUUCCCUUCGUAUUUUGUGUGGGAUGCGAGUGAACGAAUUUGGACUCCUAGAAAGCAAAAGAAUGUAAUUGGUAGAAUAGUCAUCUGAAGGUGAAAGAUAUUACUUAUGUCUUUUGUUAAACCACAUUAAGGAAUCAACUUCUUUUGAACAAUUAAGAAUUGUAAAUGGUGUAUUGGCAUCCCCAUUCCAUGAAGCAGCUCUUUUACAUGGUUUAUUAAGCGACGAUAUUAAUUGUGAGCAAUGUUUAGCAGAAGUAAUUGUUUACCAAAUGCCCCUUUUAUUGCGUAGAUUAUUUGCUACCAUAUUGACCUUUUGUAGUCCUAACAAUCCACAUUUGCUAUGGGAUAAGUUUAAAAGUUAUAUGUUUGAAAAUUUCAUACAACAAGGUAUGUCAAUUAGUGUUGCCCAAUUAAAGGCAUUAAAGUGUAUAAAUUCUAUGUUAGAACCAUUGAACAAAAGUAUAAACGAUUACCAAUUAGUGUCAUUUGAUAUAAGCAUGGGAGAAGACGAAACGUUGGCUACCAUGAUUUCUGAAGAGCUGAGAAAUGGUGGUAAUCGAGGUGACAGUCUUGAUACAAACACUUUAAAUAAAGAGCAACUGUAUGCUUAUAACACUAUUUUACACCAGAUUGUAAAUGAUUAUAGUGGCAUGUUUUUUGUUGAUGGCCCUGGUGGGACGGGUAAAACAUAUUUGUACAAAGCUUUAUUGGCAGCUGUAAGAUCAAGAAAUCUUAUUGCUUAUUACCAGGUGGUAGAACUGCACAUUCUAGAUUUAAAAUUCCUUUAGAAAUAACUGAUGAUAUUGGUUGUUUUAUUAGUAAACAGUCUGCAUUAGCAAACCUUUUCAGAAUGACUAAACUAAUCAUAUGGGAUGAGGCACCAAUGUAAAUCGUUGCGCUAUGGAGGCUUUAGAUAAAAUGUUAAGAGAUGUAAACGAACAAGAUGUGCCAUUUGGUGGAAAAGUAAUUGUAUUAGGAGGAGAUUUUCGUUAGGUUUUACCAUUUGUUUGAAGAGGAAAAAAAGAUGUAAUGAAAGCGAGAUUGGUUUA
This is a messenger RNA of Olea europaea var. sylvestris, 4320 nucleotides long. RefSeq lists its product as uncharacterized. The coding region runs from base 2271 to 3173 and encodes 300 amino acids. Lineage: Eukaryota; Viridiplantae; Streptophyta; Magnoliopsida; Lamiales; Oleaceae. The record is from RefSeq and is a predicted model, not a curated record. The transcript is spliced from 5 exons.